Messenger RNA from Ceratotherium simum simum (southern white rhinoceros), 1545 nucleotides. RefSeq names its product C-C motif chemokine receptor 6 (gene CCR6). Gene Ontology annotation, cellular component: membrane; external side of plasma membrane. The record is from RefSeq and is a predicted model, not a curated record. Gene Ontology annotation, molecular function: C-C chemokine receptor activity; C-C chemokine binding. Gene Ontology annotation, biological process: calcium-mediated signaling; thymocyte migration; G protein-coupled receptor signaling pathway. NCBI's taxonomy places the organism in Eukaryota, Metazoa, Chordata, Mammalia, Perissodactyla, Rhinocerotidae.
CAGAUCAAGCACCACCAUGAGCGGGGAAUUCAUGAAUUUCAGCAACAUCUAUGAUUUAAGUGAGGAUUAUUUUGGGUCACCUAAUACGUCAGAUUACCCAUCUGAGGAUGAUACAUUAUGUUCCUUGCAGGAGGUCAGGAGAUUCUCUGGGCUAUUUUUGCCCAUUGCUUACUCCUUGAUAUGUGUCUCUGGCCUCCUGGGCAAUAUUUUGGUGGUGGUCACUUUUGCUUUUUAUAAGAAAGCCAAGUCGAUGACAGAUGUUUAUCUCUUGAAUAUGGCCAUUGCAGACAUACUAUUUGUCCUGACUCUCCCAUUCUGGUCAGUGAAUCACGCUACUGGUGAAUGGGUGUUCAGCAACGCCAUGUGCAAACUGAUUAGGGGUAUCUACACCAUCAACUUUAACUGCGGGAUGCUGCUCCUGACCUGCAUUAGCAUAGACCGCUACGUGGCCAUCGUCCAGGCAACCAAGUCCUUCUGGCUCCGGUCCAGAACGUUAGCACACCGUAAAGUGAUCUGUUUUGUUGUGUGGGCGGUGUCAGUCCUGAUCUCCGGCUGGACUUUCACGUUCAAUCAGAAGUACAACGUGCAAGGCAGCGAGGUGUGUGAGCCCAGGUACCCCAGGGUCUCCGAGCCCAUCAAGUGGAAGCUGUUGAUGCUGGGCCUUCAGCUCCUUUUUGGUUUCUUCAUCCCAUUGGUGUUCAUGAUAUUUUGCUACCUGUUUAUUGUCAAAACCUUAGUGCAAGCUCAGAAUUCUAAAAGGCACAAAGCCAUCCGCGUGAUCAUAGCAGUGGUUCUGGUGUUUCUGGCUUGCCAGAUUCCUCAUAACGUGGUGCUUCUCGUGACUGCCGCGAACUUGGGUAAAAUGAACCGCUCCUGCAGCAGCGAAAAGCUGAUCGGCUACACCAAGAACAUCACCGAGGUCUUGGCUUUCCUGCACUGCUGUCUCAACCCUGUGCUGUACGCAUUUAUCGGUCAGAAGUUUAGAAACUACUUUCUGAAGAUCAUGAAGGACAUGUGGUGUGUGAGAAGAAAGCAGACAUCACAGGGCUUCUCCUGUUCCAGACUGUACUCGGAAACCUUCAUUUCCAGGCAGAACAGCGAGACGAUGGACAACGAUAACGCGUCAUCCUUCACUAUGUGACAUUCCCGGAAGCGUGGUGAGGAUGUGCUGACAGCCAUGAUGCCAAAAUGCGUGGGAGAUGCGGAAAUUAAACGAAAGGAGGCCAGUGUCUUUCCUUAGGGAUCAGGACCGAACGUGACCUUGGUCCCCAUAAGUCUCUACACGGGGUGGUGGGUGGGCUCUGAUAUGUAGCAUCUCCCCAGUUUACGGGACCAAGAGCUCUCUAUGACUCCAGAAGACCUCACAGCUGGCACUCCACAAAACAGACUUUGGUAAAUGCUGGAUUAAAGCAAAUUGUUGACCAACAUGAACAUUUCCAGAAAUAUUCACGCAGCACUCCUAGGCCACAGUUUCUUCUGGCCGUAGCAAAAAAAUCACAUGGUCUGGAAAACCAAAACAGAAAGAAAACAAAUGAAAGCCCUCAC